AUGUCAAUGGAAAAUUCAUCGAAUUUACAUGAUUUGGAUUUGGAUAAUAAACAAGGAUCCAAUGUUACUCUUCCAUCAACAUCAGCUGAAGAUUAUGGGAAUGAUCCAAUGCUUGAACAACAAUGGGCAAUGAAAGCAUUUCAACAUGCUGAAACAUAUUUUAAUUUACUUUGUGCUGUUGAUCCAAAACAAUUACGUUUAUCUCGUCAUGAUGAUCAAAUAUAUUCUCGUUUUCGUGAAUUAUUUCCUGAUUUUAAAAUUGAUGUACUUGAUGAAAAUAAAAUUAAAUCUAACGAAGAAAAACAAUUAUGGAGACCAUUUUGUGAAGAAUUUCGAGAUUUGAUUGACGAAUAUAAUUAUGGUACACUUGUACGUACAGAUUCAAAAGGUGAAUAUACAAAUGAAAAUACAUUUCUAGUUGUACGAAUUCAAUUUUAUGCUAUUGAAAUCGCACGUAAUCGUGAAGGAUAUAAUGACUCUAUUCGUCAUUUAUAUGGAUCAAAAAAAUUUAUAAGAAUGACUAAAUGGGAUAAUUUACACGAACGAUAUUUUAAUUAUUUAGCUAUUUUAUCAUUUGAUAAAGCGAAAGAACUUUUAGAAAAAGAUGGUAAUAAAAUGAAUAGUGAUUUUCUUCAAUAUUUUGUUAUGUUAGUACAAUAUGAACGAACUUAUCAUAAUUUUGGUUUUGUUGUUGGUCCAAAAGGAAAUUUGAGUAUUAUUAGAAAAGAUAAAUCUUUACUUCAAUGUUAUUCUGAUCUUCAUAUGUCAUUAAUUGAACUACAGUCAAAUAGUAAACAAAAUAAUACAACACAAUCGAUGACAGAUGAUACAAAAGAAACAAAUUAUAUUCAACAAUUAACUGCUGGUCUUAUUACAUUUCUUAAUGUUCGAACAAAUCUAAUGAAAUUAUAUGAACAAAUUUCUAGUGCUGUCAAACGUAAUGAACAUAAUGUUCGUCUAGAAAAUUAUAUUGAUGAAAUUACACAUAUCUCUCAAAUUGAUAUGUCUCCAUUAAAUAUUUCUGUACUUAGUCCAAUACUUCAACUAUUAAAACAUGAAACCGAUUGUUUAUUAUUAUUAAUACAAUCAUAUGUAUUUAUUGCUGAUUAUCAAUAUAUGAAUGGUAUAUCAACAUUACAUAAUAUGCAUUGUGUAUUAAAAGAAUGGCAUGAUAAUAUUGAAAAUCAACAAAAUACAAAUCAUCGUUUUAUAUUAUCAAGUACAAGUCCAUUAAAUUUUUUUAAAUCACCAACUAAACCAGCAUUAUAUACAUUUUAUUCAAAAUUUCAUGAAUUACUUGUUGCAAAAUUUACAUUUUAUUUCAAUGAUAUUUUAUAUGAAUAUGGUGGUGUAGAAGCUAAAACACCAAUGGGAAAAACAAAUCCUGAAUUUACUGCACGUAUUGCACAAUUCUAUCGACGUUCAAAUGUUGAAUGGAUUACACUUAUAUUACAUAAAACUAAACAGCCCAUAUAUUCUAGUCAAAUAGAUCAAUUAGCUGAUUAUCAUUUAAUUCAACCAGUAACAUCUUUUAAUGAUAAUAAACCGUAUCAAAUUAUAUUUGGUUAUCCACAUAAACCAAAUUCAACAGAUGAAAUCGCACAACAAAUGAUUACAAAAGCUUUAAUUAAUCAUGAAAUGUUAACAAGUGGUGAAAAAAUAUUCUAUAGUGGAGAUACCAAUCAAACAAAAACAUAUUUUCUUCAAAAUAUUGAUCCACGUAUAACACUUACACUUGUAUUUGCAUCACAUCGUCAAGAACGUGAUACAACAAUAAUAAAUUUUCUAAAUGAAUUACUUGAUUUACUUCGAGGUUCACGUUUAUUAUUAUAUUUUAAAAAUGCUGCUAAAUAA
Molecule: messenger RNA, 1854 nt
Organism: Rotaria sp. Silwood1
Lineage: Eukaryota; Metazoa; Rotifera; Eurotatoria; Philodinida; Philodinidae
Source: the annotation of a GenBank genome assembly